This is a messenger RNA of Pseudomyrmex gracilis, 726 nucleotides long. RefSeq lists its product as uncharacterized. The transcript has 3 exons. The record is from RefSeq and is a predicted model, not a curated record. NCBI's taxonomy places the organism in Eukaryota, Metazoa, Arthropoda, Insecta, Hymenoptera, Formicidae. The coding region runs from base 1 to 726 and encodes 241 amino acids.
AUGUCAUAUCAAGAAAAAUAUCACGAGUUGGCCUGUCAAGUUGCCGCGAUUGUUCAUAAUAAAAAUGAAGAGCAACUACGGCAAAAUAAAACGAUAGUCGCUGUAUACAUUAAUGAAUCAACUAGUGAUUCGAUGCAUUUGAUGUCGUAUCACUUUCUUGCUGGAGUGUCAACAAUAAGUCACAUAUUAGGUGAAACAUGCGAUGCUAUAUGGAACUGUAUCCAUCAGAAUCUGAUUCCACCAUCAAAAACUACAGAGGAAUGGCUACACCUUGCUAAAGAAUUUGAAGAGAAAUGGGAUUGUAAUCACUGCAUAGGCGCAAUUGACGGCAAACAUUGUCCACCUAACGCAGGAUCAUCUUAUUUUAAUUAUAAGAAGUAUCAUAGUAUUGUGCUCCUCGGAAUCUGUGACGCACAAUAUAUGUUCACGUUUGUUGAUAUAGGAGCCUAUGGUUGCUGCAGUGACAGUGGUAGGUUUAUGAAUUCAACGAUUGGUCAAAAAUUUGCAUCAAAGGAAAUGAACGUACCUGCACCAGAACCUCUCAGCCCAGGUGGACCCCCUUUAUCAUAUGUUUUAGUGGCCGAUGAAGCUUUUCAAUUGACGGAUUAUUUGCUCCGGCCUUAUCCAGGAAAAGGCGGUUUAAACGACGAGCGAAAUAUUUAUAACUAUCGAUUGAGUCGAGCUAGAAGAACAAUCGAGAAUACAUUUGGUAUUUUAGCCAGCUAA